Messenger RNA from Vanrija pseudolonga, 4360 nucleotides. RefSeq lists its product with no specific name. The record is from RefSeq and is a predicted model, not a curated record. Gene Ontology annotation, cellular component: cytosol. Lineage: Eukaryota; Fungi; Basidiomycota; Tremellomycetes; Trichosporonales; Trichosporonaceae. Gene Ontology annotation, biological process: tRNA methylation. The transcript has 7 exons. The coding region runs from base 1 to 4332 and encodes 1443 amino acids.
AUGGAGAGGAAAUCCAUGUCAGAGCUCGAGGUAGCUCGCAAGGUCCUCCACAAGACACCACCUCGCGACUUGUUGGCAGGGCAAGUCCCGUCUCCACCCCCAUCGCAACCACUGACCUCGCUCAGAACCCUCCUCGCCGAUGCUAUCGACCGGGUCCUCCAGCCGCCCGCCGGUGCUGAGGCCCUCGAGAGACUUGCAUAUCUCAUUGUCCUGUUCCGCCAGAUCGCGCUUGCCGUGACGCAGCACCCAGCGGACGCGGCACACGCCGUCGCAGUCACCUACAGCAAGCUCGGACCCACUCUCCUUCCUCGCGCCCCGUUCGCGACCCUUCUCCUCGAGUCGCUGUCCAACACGGUCAAGCCUCACCCCCUCCGCUCGGCAGAGGCCAUGACGGCCGCGACGCGCCUUGCUGCCAUUCUUCCGCCUCCACCUGCCUCGUCCUCCGCCUCCCAGCACCUCCUCCAGCCCCUGUGGACUGAGGUCCUCCGCGAUGGCCUCGGCGCCAGGGGCAACAUUGUCGCGGUGUCGAUUAUGGCCGAGUCGAUCCCUCAGGAGAGCAUCCCGACCCAUCUCCUUCCUCGCCUUCUCGAGGACCUGACGGUCAGCGACUCUGCCAACGUCCGUUGCUCUGCUAUCGUCACGCUUCUCGGCAGGCGGAGAGAGCUCGCAACGGGCUCAGAUGAGGAGAAGGACCGCUUCAUGCUCGAGCCGCUGAUGCCCUACGUCUCUUCUGGUGAGGAUGGCACAGCAGUCCAGGUGCUCAGCCGAUACCUCCUUCCCGUGCUGUUCAAGGCGCAGCGUGGCUCAUUCUCCACCCUCCUGAGCAUGUUCGACACCACCGGCGCGCCUAACCAGCCCGACCUGUUCGCUUCAUGGAUCACAACAGCCUCACUCGGUGUCUCGAGCGGUAUCAUCCCUCUGAGCGGCGUGCCUUCGGAAAGGCUGCACGAGGCGAUCGUCCACGAAGACAACAAGAUUCGCAUCAUGGCGUUCGAGCUCGUCGCCAGGAGCAAGGAUGUGCUCGAGCCCGAGGUUAUGGAGAAGGUCAAGGAGGCUUUCAGGUGGAACACCAUGAUUCCUCAUGCAGAGGGCCGCACGGACAUGGCUUCGGCUAUCUACGCCUUCCUCAUGCACCUCAAGGAGCUGGAGAACGCCGCCCGCCGGGACGUCUCUCGCGGGAAGACCCCCGAGAUUAAGGCCAAGGCUGAGAAGCGCCUGGCUGUGGCCGCCGACUUCCACCACUGGUUUGUGAACGACCACCUCACCCCGUCGCUCGAGGCCAGCCAGUCGCACCCUGCGCUCCGGGGCAUCUUCGCGCUCAAGACACUCACGCGGUACCUUGACGUGUUCAGCGAUGUUCCGAGUGUCUUGGCGGACGUUUACACUCCCAAGCGUGUCACCCUCCUCAUCGCUUGCCAGGCGAAUGAAUUCGCCGAGAUCCGAGGACAAGCGCGAUCAAUCAUUGGAAGAGCACCGCUCCCACUCGCAGGCUACGAGACGCUGUCUACACCCGCCACUCAGGAGCUCCUCGCUUCGGCGUCCUCCUCGAUCAAUCACCCCCGCCGAACCCAGGCGGAGGCCGGGCGUUCAGCGCUCACAAUUAUCUUCACAAAGGUCGUUCUGCCAGCCGGCCCCGAGGUGGCUGCCAGUUUCAUCGACAACCUUGUGAAUGUGCUCGAGCAGCACGUGAAGAAGUCGGAGGAGAACUUUGCCACCGGCAUUGUGGAGUACCCACUCCACGGCCCUCUGAGCGCUCUCACCGAGAUGGUUCGAUGCCUGGAUCUCCGGACCCCAGAGGCGCAGGUGGCCUGGAGCCCCGUCCUUCACCGCCUGGUCGCACUCGUUGACCGUGUGUGGUCUGUCACCCGGAAGGUCAUCUCCCUUGGCCCCUCAACAGAUCCCGAGAACGGCAAGGAGACGGCUGCCCAUGAAAUUGCCCGCGCGUACGACGUGCUCGGUGAUGACGAGGCGGAAGCUGGAGACGACUUGGAUCACACCAACCUGCUCUCAGGCAGUUGGCGUGCGACAAAGGAGGCGGCCGAACUUCUUGCUGCCCUCAUUGCCGUUCCACUCAACGCGUCUGCAACGCAGACAAUCUGGAUCCGCGAUGACAUCAACAAGGCUGGCCGCACGUUCCUCGUCUGGCUUCACGAGAUCCGCCACCGCGGUACAUUCUCGCGCAUUGCACCCUCUCUCGCGCUCGUGGUGGAGGCAGUCAAGCCUCGCAAGGAGCUCGCUGGGCUUGUAGAGUCAUGGGUUGAGGAGGAGCUGGACACGGUCGCGUUGGGCCAGCUAUCGACCCUGCGUCGUUCUGCUGCUCUGCCGUACUCGUUCCUCGCGCUCGUCUCGGCCGACGAGGCCCUCCUCGACACUUCGAUCCAGCGUUUGGUGGACAUGGCGAAGCUCGGCCCCGAGACCAAGGACGAGACCAAGGUCCACGCCAUGAACACGCUCAAGAUUGUUCUCCUCGAUGGAAAGCAGACUAGGUUCUUGUCUCGUUACCUUGAGCGCACGCUCUUGGUCGCCCUGAGGGCUUUCGAGUCGUCAAACUGGAACGUUCGCAACGUCGGCCUGAUCCUGUUCUCUACCCUGGCACACCGAUCCCUCGCCACUGCACGCUAUCAGGAGGUGUUUGGCACUCGCAAUGCCCUUGCUGGACGCCAGACCCUCGCCGCCUGGGACGGGCGGUACCCAGAGAUGAUCCCCUAUGUGGCCGACUACCUGCGCCGCGCGCGCAAGGAGGGGCCAGCAACUCUUACCCAGCACUCGCCACUGUUCCCCAUUCUGAUCAUUGUCCGAUCCCUUCGCUGGUCGCCGGAAGGCGCUCACACGGCUGACUCCCUGUUCCCCGUCGUCGAGCCAUACCUUGGUUCCGUGGAGUGGCAGAUCCGUGAUGUCGCAUCGCAGGCGCUAUCCUCGCUGCUAUCCUCCAGCCAGGCGCUCGAGCGGGCCAAGGUCACUGCUACACGGGUGAGCCACGACUCGAAAGACUUCAACACCCUCCACGGUCGCCUCCUGUUCCUCUGCCGCCUCAUCUCCGACGUCAUCUACUGGGACGACGUCGUGGCAGCCGACAAGCGGAUCCUUGAGCUGCGCCUCCGGGAUGGCUUGCAAGUCUGGGGUGAUUCCAGCACGGCGGUCAUCCCCAAGGCGAUCUUGGACUGCGUGAUCGCCUACGCCAAUGCGACGACGCCGUCCAACCCAGUCCUUGUGCCCGGUGCCAAGCGUAUCGCGCUCAACAUCCUCCAGACGCCAGAGCCGUACCGGCCCGGACUGGACCUCCUCUACCAGUCUGCGGCAGCCUGUGUGCUCAUCCAGCCAAUCGUCGCGCGGGAUGUUGUGGCGCUACUCGCGCCCCAGAUUCCCGAGGAUGCCCAGCUCGCUGCCCUUGACAAAGUUGAGAAUUCGCUGGCCCUUCAGACACCCGAGAUCCUCUCGGCAGUGAUCAAGCUCAGUGCCCUGGAGAACAGCAACACUGUGCGCACCAAGGCGUUUGAUGUGCUCUCUUCCUGGGCAGCCACGCCCGAGGCGGACGCAGGCAUCGCCCCGCUCGCAGGCGCCAUUCUCAAGGUGGUUAAGACGACGCGAUGUGUGCCACUUCGCGAGGCUGCGCUGCCAGCACUUGGACGUGCGAUCGCCGCUGGCGCCGACUCGGCUAACCUCGACGUCCUCGCAACUAUCCUUGACAAGACAUCCGACGAGAACAGGUCCGAGCCGUGCCGCACGUCCGCUCUCCGUUGUAUGGCUCACCUUGGACCGCUACUCUUCUCCGCAACGCCCACGGCCACAGCAGCCACCCUCGCGUCUCUGCACCGUACACUUGUACGUUUGCUCGAAGACGACGACCAGGACAUCCGCCGCGACGCCGCCGAGAUCGUCGAGCUCGGUCUUCGCCUCCGCAGACCCGUGGUGCUCAGCCACGCCGUCGCGUUGUGGUGGGACUGGCUCGGCCAGCGACUGCAGACGACGGAGGCGGAGCGCGCAGUGUGGGAUGCCUGGCUUUGGGCCACAGUGGCAGACGCCAGCCAGACACGGACUGAACUCGCCGCCCUCGCUCCCGCCGCACCGACCCUCGACGUCCUCUUCCUCGAAGAGCCGCCCAACAUGUUCCGCAACUCGAUGGACGCGGCGGCCCAUGCCUCAAAGGUUGUGGCCGCGCUCCCUGCCCUCAAGUCGCCCGGUGCUACCUCCACGGCGCAGCUCGAGAAGGAGGUGUCGGCUGCCAUUGGCAGCGCCCGCGGGAGCCCGAUCGACGCGGCGUGGGUCGCACGACAGCAGCUACAGAAGCGCCACGUCCUCCUCCGCCGUGCGCUGCGCCUCGCCAAGCACUAAUCCUAGACAACUAGACCUUGCAUGCAGC